This is a messenger RNA of Batrachochytrium dendrobatidis JAM81, 2493 nucleotides long. RefSeq lists its product as uncharacterized. Lineage: Eukaryota; Fungi; Chytridiomycota; Chytridiomycetes; Rhizophydiales. Bases 1 to 2493 code for a protein of 830 amino acids. The record is from RefSeq and is a predicted model, not a curated record. The transcript is spliced from 2 exons.
AUGACUACUCUCUCUACUAUUACUACUGUUACUAUGACUGAUGCCCUCGACUCCUCUUCGUCAUCCGAUUGCAAUCCUGAUACCUUGGCCAUGAUUGACGCUGCAACCCAUCUUAUGCAAGCCUCUGCUGGGCAUUCGUCCACUAUUCUAGCCUCUCCACUUCAACUCCCCAAAGCUGAUCCGACCUCUCCAGUUCAACCCUCCAAAGCGGAUCCAGUCUCUCCAGCUUCAUCUGUCUGCAUUGACAUGCCAGGGCAGUCGAUAGAACCCGUUGGUUCAAGCCAUGACGACCCGCAUCUACUAUCAAACCCCAAAAGUGAAGUGUCACCACGUGCUGGAACACCUGCUAACUCGACUACUAAUGCGUCAGGCACAGGUCAUUUGCACACGGUGCAGCUUGAGUGUGCGCGUGCCUCGUUGUCUGGGCCGCAUGGGCAUGCUGUUGAAGGUUCUACUGAUAAUCGAAUUCAGCAUCCAGUGUUUUAUCGCAACUACCCGCCUCUGUUACCGCCUACUCCAGCUCCAGCUGAUCAACAUAUGCAUACAGAAGCAGGUUAUAAAAGAGAAGAGUCGCUGAAUAAGACUGAAGGUUUCAACUGCAACUCUAGCUCACUUUCUAGGCAACUUGCUCACGACAGAUCUCAUUUGCAUCACAAUCAAUCGCGGUCAUCUUCACUUGCUGACGCUUCUACGGUUAUAAACCAAAUUCCUACCGACUCUUUUGAUUACACCAAUAGCAAUAUCAGGGAACUGCGCUCUAACUCCAAAUCGGUACCCCCUAUCAGCAGCACUAGUGCGUUGACAACCCAAGCUACUAGUAUGCCUAUCCGAGGUCCUACAUAUCAGACACAUACACUGUCGAGUUUGGAAAUGCACUCGGAUUGUCCUGCGUGGCCAACUCCACCUCCUCAGUACUCAUUAAGCGAGGCCGAUAUGAUGGCUCAGCGUAUGACUGAUGGAUGGAGGUUUCUGUGCAAACUAGCUCGUUCAAGUGAGGAGCCUGACGUGUCUGUUCUUUUUGCCAAUAUGCAGCAGGUGCAACUAUCCAUGAAGCAGGUUCUUACAGGUCUUGCAAAGCAAAGACCUAUCGCCAUGUCUAAUACCAGCCUUGAUGCGUCCAGUCGUGCUAAUUCUUCCAUUGCUUUAGCACCCAUCGUAGAUGCAUGCGCUGAAUCUCCCACUACACAUACCCUUCCACCCAUAAUUUCUCAGCACAGUGCCUCGCAAGGUGCAUUACCACAACGCACACAUCAAACAGGGUCCUAUCAGUUUGACAAACAGCGCAUGGAUAGUUCUAGCGGUUUGUUCAAAGUGCGACGUAGAUCGCCCGAAUACCACCCUUAUGCUCGCACCUCACCGUCUUCUCAGCCAUCCCUGACAUAUUCUCAACCACAGCCAAGAAGAGCAUCAAAUGGAUUGGGUCAUAUGACAUAUUCUAGCGAUGCCAAUUGCUUUCCUACUCCAAGUAGCCCAAAGCGCUUGCCUAGUAUCCGCUAUAACCCCCUCCAGUCUGCUAAUACUUCUGGUACCAAUGCCAACUUGUCAGAUCUAGACAAACGCUCUUCGUCUCCAUCCAGCAUCCCUGCGAUUUCAUCGCUCUUGGUUUCUACAGAUGAUGCAAUAGAAAGGAUGAAUCAUCGUAGAGGAACUCCAGUUGGCCACUCUACCCAGCAGUCGGUUGGAUCGCACCAUCCUAAUGCCGAUACGCCUAUGAGAGAAAAUGGGUUGACGAAUAGGUUCAAUCCAGCCUACCAAAUUUCUGGCACUGAUUUAGCCAAUCAUUCCAAGCAAUCAUCUUCAAUCUGUAGAUCGACUUUUAGCUCGUCUCCUAUAUAUGCUCCUGUACAAGAAUAUGAAUCUAGUCCUAACCAUCCAGGCCCCAACUAUCAUGCUAAUCAUAACUCUAACCAUUAUCAUCUCCAAAAAAUCUCGGAAUCACCAACGACUACAAACUAUCCACAGUAUAGUCAGAAUCACAACAUGCAUCGCUAUCAACGACAUGACUCGGCUGUAUCAACAACUUCAAACACAUCUAAUUCUGUACAACCACGGUCAAUACAUCAACCACACGAUUCAAGACUGCCAUCCAACCUGGGACCAGGAGGUUCCCCUAUGCCGACCCACUUGUAUUCACCGCACCAACAGCGCUCGCUCCCAACGACAACGCCCAAACUCAAAAACGAUUGUCCAAAGCGUAAGAUUGCUAUGGUCAAGUUUGCUAGCCCGUCAGUGACAGUUCCUGAACAAAUUGAAAUUCUUAUCAAUGUUGUCGAGGAAGAGCCUAUACUCAAGUGGGUAUUGGAGCGUCGCUCGUCCAUGUCAUCUUUAGUUUCUGGCGGAUGCAAGACAUGGAUUACUCAAUGUCUCAGGCCCAUUCUAAACUGUUACUACAACUGCCAUAACGGAGACAUGAGUCGGUUCACAAAGACAUAUCAGACACGACUUGUUGCUAAGCGAUUCAAAGAGGCUGGUGGAUGCUUCUGUAACCAAUGA